ACCAAAUAAGGACGUGUCCCGCGGGGAUUGCCACUUACCCAGAAACAGCGCCGGAAAUCGAAAAGUCUGGUGACGUUCGCGAAGUCAUUCUCGCCUCGGUAGUGGACCAAGGUUUCUUAAGACAAGAAGGCAGUCUUCAAGAUAUUUAGAGAUGAAUAUGAUGAUUCCUGCUGACGCCUCUCGAGCGACAGGCGGUCGCUGUGUGAAGGCUCUGCGGUGGAUCGGCUGUCUGAUAGCACUGGUCGGCAUCAUGAUAUCGGUGGCUGUGGUGAUCAUGACGGGCAUGCAGAGCGAGGAGGGGAUACGGUUUCCGGGAGAGGGACUGCUUCUGCUGUUCGUCGGAGUGGCACUUGUUUUACUGAGUCUGUGUUAUACUUCAUACUCUCCCCACGGCACAGAGAGAAGGCGGCAGAACUCUGUAUUGAAUACGAACAUUGACCAACCACCCUCGUACUGGGAAGUCUGCGACUUAAGUUACGACAACCCCAUCAUGGCGCCCACCGUGAUUACAGAAGGCGGAGUCAUCAUCGUGCCCACCAGCAGACUCAGGACCAUUUCUGAAGGCGUCGUCAUAGACGUGGACUCCUUACAGGGAGAGCCUGACGAACCCUUACCGAAGUACGAAGACGUCGUGGGCAGGUGACAGAAUUCAAGACAGGAUAUAACGUCUUAGAAUAUGUCUGAAGGAGCUGUCACCGAUUAAAAUUGUACAAAACUGCUGCACAUUUGAGCAUGAUUUGCAGACAUGGCCCAUCUGCAUCAUCGCAUUGGACUGCACCUCGAGACAAGGCCGCAAGGGUCGCUGUUGAGCAGUAAUGAGUACGAAGCAAAACUAUGACAAUCUGACAUUACCAUGCAUCAUAUAACCUCCUCAGCUUAGUUGGUGAUUAAGCAAUCCAUGGCCUGCUCAAGGAAUCUGAAACAUUCCCAAUAAGAUGAAAAUUUACUUUUAUUUAGCAUUUAAGUUAUUCAAAUGCUUUAUUUAUUUGGUUUUCCGGCGCUUCCAGUGUAGUAAGAGGAAUCCUUAACUUCAUGUCUAUGCAAUUAUAUUAAUUCCAGUACUAAAUCAUACUUGUGCGACAAGACGUGCCAAUGGAAAAGUCUGUACGAUCCUGUACCAGGAUUUACUUGUCAAAGCUGAACUAUAUGAAACUGACUGUGCAGACAUAUGUGUUGUGAUGUUACAUAUCAAGCUUUGGUGACCAAAUGGAAUGAGAAGGUUUUAUAAGAAUUUGUUUAUUAUUUUUGUAAGAAAGAAUAUUCUAAAAACCACAUCACAACAAUUUCUUGAUUUUUCAGAAUUCGACGAAUUUUCGCAAACGACCUAACAGAAAUUACACUAUGUGUGGGGAUAUAAAGCAUCAACUUUUGCUAUUCUCCCUUUCAGUCUCUUUAUUUUUGCUAUAUUUGAAGAUCAAGUAAUUGAAAUGAUGUGGUCAUAUUUAUUUACGGGCGGAAUGCAGCUAUCAUUGUGUUUGUUUAUUGGUUUGGCUGUUCAGCACGGAAGUCAGGGUUGCCCAACUAGCCUGUGGUUAUUACAAAUGGAUAGCCCGGCUGGCAGAGACAAAAACAAUACAAAACAGUAACAGUAGUCUUAGUACAUUAUUUGUAGCCCUUAGCUAUCAUUGUAUAUAGCUGAAGUGUCCGCCAGCUUGAAUAAAGCAGAUAUACAUUCGGG
Branchiostoma floridae (Florida lancelet) is the source of this 1678-nucleotide messenger RNA. RefSeq lists its product as uncharacterized. NCBI's taxonomy places the organism in Eukaryota, Metazoa, Chordata, Leptocardii, Amphioxiformes, Branchiostomatidae. Bases 152 to 643 code for a protein of 163 amino acids. The transcript has 2 exons. The record is from RefSeq and is a predicted model, not a curated record.